AUGACCACAGCCUCCUUCUGGAUUGAAAUAAUCCCCAAACCCAUCUAUGUCAGCGGCACUGGCCCUCCAAUGGCGCCAAUCACCCUGCUGCCGGAGCACGACGAGGAGAGCUGGGUCAUCGCAGAGGUAAUUGAGUACAAGAAGGUGCCUCACUAUGUCGUUCACCCGAAGGGCAAGCCGGUGGUGCGCAAGAUCAUCGCGAAAAAUGAGGCUCUCGACUGGGUUUCACCAUUGGUUUACGAAGAGUUUGAGAUGGCGGAGGGAUUGAGACGGGAUGCUCGAGAGGAGGAAUUGAAGCAGGAAAAAGAGCGGAGUAAACUCACCAAGAAUGGGAAGAAAAGAGGCCGCCAAUUCAGGAACGCUCAAACGGAAGCAUCCGCGUCUCUUGUUGAUUCCAUCGAGACGGAGACCGACACACCAGACGACGGUGCUCACCUAUCCAGCUCAUACCUUCCACAACCUUCCAACCUACAACCCUCCCUCUCCAAACCCUCACUAUCACAAUCAAACAUCAGAAUGGACUCAGCCUUCGACACCGAAAACACCGAAGACGAGGGAGUGAUAUCAAGAACCAUGGACCCCCCCCCGAGCAAACGCUCCCGCACAUCCACGAGCGAGGGACUCUCCAGUAAGACCCCAAGAAACCUUUCAGAACCCCUCUUAAGCCCUCAGACGGUGCAGAAGAAUAAUCCCGCACCCACCUCCAAAACACACCCACGGUCGAAAUCUAUGGCUGAGCCUUCAACUCCACGCCACACGCCAUCGCCUUCAAAGAUACGCACUUCGGAGACGCACUCGCUGAGAGAUCGGUCCGCGCAGCCGUUUUACGGACGCCAGCGCCAGAGGUCACAAAAGGUUUUCCCCCAUCAAAGCGCAUCACCAGCCAAGUCACGGAGAUCGACAACUGCGCCGAGACAACCCACACGAUCCAGCUCGCGCUCGAGAAACGCGACUCCCAGCGGAGGGGUACAGAAAGGCUGGAAAUCCGCCCCCCCCAAACCAAACACCUCAACCCCCCAAAAGCGAUCCAAGAGCACCACCUCUACCCCCUCGAAGCCCAAACCUGCCCCGCCCACUGCGGAAUCCGCCGAUGACGCCAACGGGAACAAGAAUGACACGACAGAAAGCAAGCAGUGGAAGGUAACCCGCCUCCUGGACGAUAAAUGGGAAAUGAAAACGCGGCGCCGAUGCCAUUACUACCUCACGCAGUGGGCGGGCGGCUAUGAACCCACCUGGGAGCGGUCCACGAAUAUCACGAGUGAUUUGAAGGCCGAGUAUGAGACCUGGAUGAAGACUCCUGAGGGGAAGGCGCAUAAGGAGAGAAAGGAGGCUGUUGAGAAGAGCGCCAGGGCUGAGAUUGACAGGGACGUCGUGAUGGCACCGGGAAUCCAGGACCAGAGUCAGAACUCAAGCAGAAUCACCUCGGUGGAUGAUCAGGUACAAGUUUCUAAGAGACUAGGCGCCCAUACCGGCGACAUCUUUGCCCCAGACGACAAUACCAACGGCGUCGACUCCCCUGACCCCCUCGCAGCCGGUAUGCCCACUACAGUGAAGCGCGAGCAGUCCGAAGAAAGCAUGGACGAGCUGCGACCUGCGCGAAGCCCCUUCUCACCCCCCCUUUCCCAAGCCGCUGCUAAUGCUGUGGAGUCGGAUGCGGAGUAA
Messenger RNA from Pseudogymnoascus destructans, 1662 nucleotides. RefSeq lists its product as uncharacterized. The transcript has a single exon. The record is from RefSeq and is a predicted model, not a curated record. The coding region runs from base 1 to 1662 and encodes 553 amino acids. NCBI's taxonomy places the organism in Eukaryota, Fungi, Ascomycota, Leotiomycetes, Thelebolales, Thelebolaceae.